This is a messenger RNA of Lytechinus pictus (painted urchin), 5714 nucleotides long. Its product is annotated as protein DEK-like. Gene Ontology annotation, molecular function: DNA binding; histone binding. The record is from RefSeq and is a predicted model, not a curated record. The transcript has 12 exons. Bases 122 to 1363 code for a protein of 413 amino acids. Gene Ontology annotation, biological process: regulation of double-strand break repair; chromatin organization. Gene Ontology annotation, cellular component: nucleus. Lineage: Eukaryota; Metazoa; Echinodermata; Echinoidea; Temnopleuroida; Toxopneustidae.
UAUUUUCAAUGCACUGUACUGUUUUCCUAUUGGAUAAAUCACGGGAGCGCAUGGGUGCCGCCAUUUUGCAAACAUUUUCCAUAGACUUACGUGUAAAAACGUGCAACUGAGUGAAAAAGCCAUGUCGUCAGACGAAAAAGCAAAUGGUGUUACGAUGGCGAAUGAACAGAAAGACGAAGAGAUGAAAACUAACACAGCAGAAGAGGAUGAGAAGAAGGAUGCUCAAGAUCAGAAAGAUGAACAAGAUGUAGAAGGUGACAAGGAAGGAGAAGAGGAUGAUGAUGAGGAGGAGGAAUCUUCAUCAGAAGAAGAACUACCAUUGGGUUCUGUUGAAGCACCUGUUCAAAUCAUGACUGGAAAGAGAGACAGAAAGAAGGUGGAACGACUUGUUAUGAAAGAAACGCCCAAGACUCCGGAGAAGCAGUUUGUUGUCCCUGUUGGUAAAGGAGUCAAACUUGCAGACAUCCCAAUAGUUCACCAUUUCAUAGAGAAGACAAAGGCACAAGAUCUCAAACCACUUCAUAAAUUCCUGUUUGGAAAGUUUGUUAGGGAUCACAGAGAAACAAAGAAGAAUAUCAGACUCUUCUCAGGAUUCGACUUCACGAAAGAAGAUAAUGAAUACGCCAAGAGAGAGGCUAUCUUGUGCAAAUUCACAAUGGAAGGAAUAAAAGAGUUGUGCACCACUCUUGAUGUAGAAAAGAAAGGGAACAAGGAUGUUAUCAUGGAGAGAUUAAUGGAUUUUUGUAUGAACCCACAACCUUCGGGUAGACCUGUACCACAAAAAGGGAAGAGAGGGAAACCGAAAGGAGCAAAGAAGACGAAAUCGAAGAAGCCAAAGGGUAAGGGAAAGAAAGGUGGCGGCGAUGCAUCAACAGGAGCAGAAGAAGAUGGAGAUACCACGAUAGAUGAUGGAACGGAAGGUGAUGCGGAAGGAGAUGGUGGUGAUACCAGUAUGACAGAAGGGGAGUCUAAACCAAAGAAGAAGAAACCCAAGACUCCGAAGCCAAAGAAAUCAGAAGCAAAACCCAAGUCGCCCAAGAAGAAGAAGAAUGCCAACAAGACUCCGACAAAGCAGACCAAGAAAUCAAGUCCGGUCAAAUCACCGAAGAAAACACCAAAGAAGAGGAAGCAUGAUGAUAUCGGUGGUAACAGUUCUGAUGAUGAACCUCUGAUGAAGAAAGCUAAUGCACCACCUACAGAUAAGCAGAUCAAAGAGACGGUAAAGACAAUUCUUGAAGGAGCCAACCUAGAGGAAGUUACGAUGAAGAUGGUUUGCAGAAAGGUGUAUGAUAUCUAUCCCCAACAUCCUUUACAACACAAGAAAGAUUUCAUCAAGUCAACGGUCAGAGAGAUUAUUUCAUGAUGUACACCAGCUGCCUUGUAAAUGUUUAUUGUCUUCUGGAAAUAGCCAUGGAAUGAUUGCCAAGGACGUCUCAACCAAGCGUCGGUCGCCAAGUGGAUCCUUCUGAUUCCCCCCAUCAAGAAUCUACAGUAGUGUAAAAGGAGCCCUAGAUGUCGUUGGUCACCCGCUUGAAUCGGUCUGAUUUCAUCUUAGAGAAUCUUAUAGGAUAUGGGGGUGUUUCACAAAGAUUUAAGUAUGCCUUAGAGUCGCACUUAAUUGCUGACGCGUGUAUGAUAUGUAAUGCGCAAUCUUAUUGACCAAUACACAGUAGUGCGCAUCCUCUUGGCAUGAUCUGACUAAUGCGGUCAUGCCUUUUAUAACGCACUCAACUAGACAUUUAAGUGCGACUCUAAGUCAUACUUAAAUCUUUGUGAAACACCCCCGGUCUAUAGAAAUAAGGUUGACUAGAAUAUGCAAAAAAAAAAUGUGUUAAUAACAUCUUCUAACUCGAAUUUCACCUAAGUCCAACAAAUUUCUGUGGUCCCAAGGGAUUUGUCUUAGGCAGAGUCACCUUAAGUGGUAGAAGAAGAUUUCCCAGUCAAUGAGGAUAGGAACAACAACAAUGGCUGGAACACUUGUGUUACUUGUGUGAAUCAAUCAUGGGGCCUGUUACAUAAAACUGUCAAUCAACAGAAACUCUAUUAUCAAUGGUGACUACUAUGGCAACCCUGUCCACUAGCCAAUCAGAAUCAAGGUAUCUAUUUAAGUAACCAUUGAUGGCAAAGAUACCCGUUUAACAAGGUUUGUGCAACCACACCCUGACCCUGGAAAUUAUAAGUUCAGGAUCUUGUUUCAUAAAGACAUGUUACAAUAACAAUGCACGACAUCUAUAACAAAUUUGGUAUCAGUCAAGGAGAUUGAAUGAUUUCAGUAGCUUUUAACUGUUAUUGCAAAGUUGUUAUAACGAGUUUUAUAAAACGGGCCCCAAAACUGCUUGUAAUCAGUAGCAAGAUGCAGUUGUUCCUUGCUGCUGUUGCUGCUGCUGCUGAAGCUCUUUGAUUUGAUUAGCUUUCAAAGAUCUAUGACAUACAUGAAAACACUGGUUGUUUAAUGCAGUAGGAUCUAAUCUUUGCUAGUCAUAUCCCCUGAAUUAAGGCCCACCCCCAACAAACCAUCUAUGUCCACCAUACUCGACUCGGUAUGCAGUUAAAAAUUUUACCAAUUAUUUUUUCCUGGCUAAGUAAUAUUUGAGAGCUUGUAUUCAAUUUACAAUCAGGUAUUUUAUUCAAUUGGGUCAUUUUUUAUUUUUUUUUUAAAGUCAAACCCUGGCAGACAUGGUGCUGCCCACUCCUGGCUUAAGAAGAAUACAAUGGAGAGAGAGAGAUCAUCAAGCUAAAUACUGCUCCAUUAACAUAAAAGAUAUGAAUGCUUGUUGAGUAGACAGCAGACUAUAAACAGCUUGAAUUCUUGAAACAUGUAGAUCAAAGCCUAUAGAAUUCAUAGGCUUCAGUUCUCAAUAGCUAGAAGAAUGCAGCAUCAGCCGAGAGACCAGAGUACCAUGUAUCUUUUUCAUCUCGACAGAGAACGUGCAUAUUAUUUGUUUCAGUAGUAUUGAACACCAGAUCAAGAGCUGUUGGUAAGAUUUCCUUGUAAUGGUAGUUUCUACUUUGCAAAGCAUAAUGCCAAUUGUAAAUGUAUGGUUACAUGAGAACAGAUGUCUGUUUUGUACUUAACCGUAACGGUCCAACUGCUUAAUAGUGAUAUUAAUCAUUGUCAUUUCUUUUUGAGGGUGUAGCCUUUAUCCUUCAUUGUUCUGAACGAUCUGCAAGAUGAUCAAAACAGUCAACACAGUAUCCAAGGUCUUUCUUCUUUCAAUUCGUGAUGUAUCUUUUGAGACCAAGUUUGUGAUAUUUGGGCAUGCAGUUUCAAAGGUAGCCAGCAGUUUGUGCUUAUUAAUUUGAUGGGAAUCCUACAAAUGUACAUGUAAUGUAUGUCUUGACCUUUCUUAGAUGGGGACCUAAAGUACUCUAAAUCUAAACUUGACCUUUGACCUUGGCAUGAGCUCUGUGUGUGGGUGUGUGGUUGUGUUUUAGUUUUGUUGUAGGGGAUUCACAAUGACUUUGUAAAUAGGAAAGCUUAAAUGAUGGUUUAUGAUGGCAUCAUUCCAGUAAUUUUUUUUAUAAGAAUUCAUGUUUUGCUUUAUCUUGUAAUAUAGAAGCUGUGAAGGAGGCAUAUCAUCAAACUAAAGCACCUUUUAUCUCUUGCAUAAUUAAUUCAGCUGAUCUGCUAUAGAAAUGGACAUUUGACCAGUUGUCUGCUUCAUUUCAUUAGGCUUUGAACAAAGACUACCUGGUUCCAGAAGGUGACCGGUAAAUCAAAGGUUUCAAUUAUAAUGUUAAAAAGUUUGUCAAAUAUGUAUAAAAUGGUAUAGAAAAUUUAAAAUAUUCAGAAUUUUAAGUGCGUUGUCCAGCUUUAGUUACCGUAUUUCACAGCGUAGAUACAAUCUGUAAAUUAUUGCAAAAUGGGGACAUACCAGACGUUUGCCUUUUUCACGCAUCAGCUUUUUUUUUCAGAUCAACAAGAACAGAAAUUGUGAAUUGAACAGAUUUACUUUGAAAUAUGAUAAUUUUGUAUUUUAUUUGGAUAAAUGUAUAUCUAUUUGUAAUUUCUGUUGUGAAGCAAUAAGGACAGAAAUUAUGAACGGUAGACCAGGGGAGUGGUUUCACCAAGAUUUAAGUAUGACUCAGAGUCACACUUGAAAUAAUGCCGAUGCAUACAUGGUAAUCAACGCGCAAAACUUAUUGAUAAAUGGUGCGCGUCCUCUUGUCAUGACCUGACCAAUGCAGUCAUGCCUUUUAUACCACACGCAACUAGGCAUUUAAGUGCGACUCUUAAGUCAUAUUAAAAUCUUUGUGAAACACCCCCCUGAUUUACUGUGGAAACUGACUGUUUUAUGUCUUAUGGUGAUAUUUGUACACCCAUUUGUAAUUUCUUUUAUUAUUGCACUUAUAAUUAUCAGCUUGAUUAUGAUUUUCUUGACUGUUAUUCAGCGUUGUGAGCUAGUACUGUACAGUAUAAAUUUUUGUGUCUACAGAGCCAUAUUCACAAUUUUGUAAGAUACUUUUGCCUGUAUCCUGAAGUUGAGUUUAAUUUAGUAAAGUUGUGGUUUAACUAUGGAUAGCCAAUAGUGCCAUAAAUCGCUAAAAGUAGAGUUCAAUGUAUCAACUCAUUUUACUCUCAAAUCAGUCAUAGCUGUCUGGUAAGGAUGAAUAUUGGUAGUUGUCUUCAACAUAUCAAUAUUAGUGAAGAUCACAGCACACAUAAGAAACCUACAAUGUAAACAAGAUGUUGACAUUUUUGGCUUCCCAUAAUUUUAGCACAAAGUUAAACCAGACUUCAGAAUGCGGGCCUUUGAGUCUUCUUUAGAGGUCUGCUGCAGAAAAACUUGCUAUCAGACGUAACUCAAAAAAUUUAAACACGCUUUCAUUUUCAACCAAUGACAUGCAAGUAUUAGGGACCUGUGCUUGAUUUCUUGAGUUGUGAUUAAAUGCAAGUUCUUUAUGCAACAGGCCCAAUAUGUUAUGCUGUGACAACAUUUUUUCAUAGUGGAGACAAAGUGAAUGACUUAAAGCUCUGUCACAUUGUUCCGUGCAAGCCAUGUGGGUAACUAUUUUUGAUACCAGCAGGUUGCCCUCAAUGAGAGUAUCUCGUACGUACAGUAUCUCACAUACAGUUGCCCGCAGAAGCGCAGGUAAGUCUGAUUUGCAUGCAAAAAUUUUUUUUGAACAUGCUGAAAACUUUGUUGCGGGUGUGCAAGUUGCAAGCAAUCAGCCGCAACUCACUUGCAAGGCAUGCAUUUAACGACAUGAUGGCAUAAAAGCUUAGAACAUACGGUAAUGCACAUAUGUUUCAAGUCUUAAAAAUGCAAGAGCCCAAAAUUUCACACAGAAGCUCAUCACAUCAUAAUGAUUCAUCAAUGUUAUUUAAUGUAAUUAAUUUGGAUCAUGGAGGUAGAACCUCCAUGGUUGGAUCUUGUCAAGUGUCAUAUAUCACUCUUGAAUUUAAAUAAUAUACAAAUUUAAUUUACAAUGAAUAUGGAAUUAAGUUAAUUGUACAUUCAUGGUGUGAUAUAUUUUCUAACCAGUGAAGGCAUACUCGCACUCAUCUCAUUUGAAUUAGCCAGAACUAGUGUCAUUUGCUGCUAUUCAUAUAUGUACAUUUCGACCAUGUUGAAUCCAUAAUUUGGUCUGGAAUAUGUAUGAAAUGUAAUGUAUAAUUUUUAUCUUGGUCAUCAUGCCUGUGUGUAAAGUUUUAGUCCAGUUUGUACAUUACCAUUUUUUAAUAAAACAAAAUCAAGUUAUGGAUACCUAAA